AAUAUAUACAACGAACAGGUGACGAGUGUAUCCUGCUGGAGAGAAAAAGAGAUUCCAAGUCACGCAUUAUAUACGUAUCAGUGUAUAUUAUAUCCUGUGAAUGCAACUCAAAUGGUCUUGCUGACGUGUGCGUGUAGCCGUUGAUGAGCGCCAAGUCUAUACAGUUGAUUGUGAACAUAUCGUCAUAUAUAAAACGCCAUUUUCUUUGUAUAUGCAGUGCGUGUAGUUCACAGAGUUGAGAAUGAAGUAAAAACGGUAUUGAGUAUGAACAACUGAUUGUCAAGCAUUAUCCAGAACAGUAGAAUAUACACAUUUUCAUUCCAUACUUCCUCAAUAAACUUAAUCUUAAGCUUAACUUGUUAUAAAGAAUCAAAAAUGGCAUCUCGUAAGAAAGUUUUGUUGAAAGUUAUUAUUCUUGGUGAUUCAGGAGUGGGAAAAACUUCAUUAAUGAAUCAAUAUGUAAACAAAAAAUUUAGUAACCAGUAUAAAGCUACCAUAGGAGCUGACUUCUUGACUAAAGAAGUGAUGGUCGAUGAUAGGAUAGUAACAAUGCAGAUUUGGGAUACUGCUGGUCAAGAGAGAUUCCAGUCAUUAGGUGUUGCAUUCUAUAGAGGUGCCGAUUGUUGUGUAUUGGUUUUUGAUGUUGCUGCACCAAGUACUUUCAAGUCAUUGGAUUCUUGGCGAGAUGAAUUUUUAAUUCAAGCAUCACCACGGGAUCCUGAUAAUUUCCCAUUUGUAGUUCUGGGAAAUAAAGUAGAUUUGGAAAACAGAGCUAUUUCUAUUAAAAGAGCUCAGCAAUGGUGUCAAUCUAAAAACAAUAUACCAUAUUUUGAGACUAGUGCAAAAGAAGCAAUUAAUGUAGAACAAGCUUUUCAAACGAUAGCCAAGAAUGCAUUAGCCCAAGAAAAUGAAGUCGAGCUAUACAAUGAGUUUCCUGACCAGAUUAAAUUGACAAGUGAUCAAAGAAACAAUGGAAAAGGAGACUCCUGUGCUUGCUAGGUACCAAAUUCAAAAUCUUUGAAUGAAUUCAUAAAUCUACAGAUCAGAUUAUACAUUUUGUAAGAAUCUCUGUAUUGGUGUGACAAAAACUGCAAGUUGGUGAAGUCUGAAGCAUUUACCUUACUCUUCUUGAAUACAUUUUUAUAUUAUAUUACCAAUCCUUUAUUUGAUCUUUAUUUUUAAUUGAUAUAGCAAAUUUAUUAUAAAACACGAAACUGACGCAAUGUCUUAGUAUUUUAGGAUUUUCUUUACAUGCUUUAUAGUUUAUCCACAAUUUUUUACAUUGAUUUAUAAAGAUGAUUCAUUUAUUGAUUUAUAAUGAAAUGAAUAAAAUAUUAAUUUUACAAAUAUAUACCUCUAUUAUUAAGUAUAAUCAAGUAUUAAAUUUUUACGUAUAUAGUAAGGUACGGUCAGUCUUGCCCUUGCAAAACUCGUUGUCACUGCCGCCGAAAACGAAGCGCGGUAAAGUGAGAUUUUAAUUGCAUAACUUGCAAAAGUAUCUAAGGAUCCAAGGUAUAAAUCACUUCUAUGAAUACUAUUAGAAAUUCGUCAUCACGUAUAAAAGUGUUUUAUAGAGCAUGGCUCAUAAUGUACGCUGUAUUAUAAUUAAUUGCAUAAAAUUAAUUUUCACUAUCAAUACACGAUUACAACACGAUUACUAUUAUUAUAAAUGUAUUUACCAUUCAACAGAUACCAUUUCAUUUUGAGUAACGAAUUUAUAAAUGUCGAAUUUACAGUUAUUCAAUUAUUGUUGCCGUUGAAAAACUGAAGAAAUUCAAUGAUACCCAAGGCGUGUUUUAUUUAUUAAUGUCAGAUGUAAAAAGAGGAAACUAUUCCGUUGAACGAGAAUAAAUUUUUAUUAUAGUAUAUAAUAAGCAAACAAAUCAAUACAUAGAAUUUUCCCUUACCCCGAUUAUAAUCGUUAAUAAACAUAUAUUUGUUGAUGAAAAUAAACAAAGUCUGAAAUGUGAAACUCGUUACGAAAAUUGUAUAAAAUAUUUGUAAAAUUAUUUUACACGAUGGUUUGCUCAAUUAUGUACAAUAAGUUGAAAUUAUUCAUUAAAAAAAUGCAAUGUUAAUACAAAUCAAUAAUUACAUUUUAAUCAUACAAACAUACAAUUCUAAAUGCUUCAGAGAAUUACUGUAAUAUUGUUACUCUUGUACAAGUUUUACAAAAAUGCUAAAAAUUAUGCAUAUUAUGUCAAAAAGUAGUUACAGUGAUAUAUAAUUUUAAUAUUUGAUAGAGAAAUAAAGCCCAAAAUUCAGUCGUAAUCAA
Molecule: messenger RNA, 2275 nt
Organism: Phymastichus coffea
Lineage: Eukaryota; Metazoa; Arthropoda; Insecta; Hymenoptera; Eulophidae
Gene: Rab7
Product: ras-related protein Rab-7a
Exons: 6
Coding region: 376-999 (207 amino acids)
Biological process (GO): endosome to lysosome transport; phagosome-lysosome fusion
Cellular component (GO): lysosome; phagocytic vesicle; late endosome
Molecular function (GO): GTPase activity; GTP binding
Source: RefSeq, a predicted model, not a curated record